UGUAUGUGAGCGCGUGUGCGUACGUACGUGUACGCGCGAUCUCGCUAUAAGCGACGAGCCGGAAUCGUCGGAUAUGCGUGCAUACGUAAUAGAAACGUAAAUUUAUUGUAUAUCGUACCUCCUGCCUGACUCGACUUACGAGGGGAUUAACGCGCACAAGGAAUUGCGAUUUGGAUUCUCGGCGGGCGAGAGCCAGAAACAGUGUUUACGAUAUCGAUAGUCCGAGUGAGAUUCGCGAUGCCACACUGGGUGAACCAGUCUAACGGGCGAUUUUGCGAAUGGCACGAUUAAUGGAAAAGAGAAAUACUCGCGGGAAUUAAAGUCUCUAGUCAUCAGGCAUUCUCCAUUGAGGACCGGUAUUUUUUUUCCCGUCGCGAGUGUGUAAAUGCGCGAUUAACGAUUGUAGAAGGUACGAAAGAAAUCGCGGGUGGUUAGAGAUUCCUCAAGAUUUCAGGAUGCAUCGCAAAUUAAGGUUCGAGGUGGAAUAUCUGACGGAGGAGCAUCUUACGGGGUUCGAAAGUUAUAAGUAUAGCUCCCUGGAUACAAGCCCUCUAAGUGUUUAUGUUAUGCAUCCCUUUUGGAACAAAGUAGUACAGUAUUGUCCAAAAUGGGUUGCACCAAACGUACUAACUUUCACUGGAUUUCUUUUUACCGUGUUGAACUUUAUGUUAUUUGCUGGUUACGAUUACUAUUUUUAUGCGUCCAGUGAUGACAACCCAGAAUACCCACCAAUACCGCAAUGGGUUUUUGCUGUGGCUGCUUUUAACAUUUUCAUGGCGUAUACGCUUGAUGGAAUAGACGGUAAGCAGGCAAGACGUACGCAAACUUCUGGGCCUUUAGGAGAGCUGUUCGAUCAUGGGUUAGACAGUUGGACAGCCAUGUUGAUUACCGUGUGCAUGUACUCGGUCUUCGGCAGAACGGAUCACAGCGUUUCGCCGUUACGAAUGUACUUCAUACUGUGGAACGUAUUCAUUAAUUUUUACCUGAGCCACUGGGAAAAAUAUAACACGGGUGUCCUAUUUCUUCCUUGGGGAUACGAUGCUUCCAUGCUAGCAACUGUCAUAGUAUUUACUCUUACCAGUAUAGGUGGACAUGAAGCCUGGAAAUUUGAAUUGCCAGGCGGUAUAUCAGCGGGAAUGAUGUUUGAAAUGUUGUUUUACGUCAGUGCGCUCGUGUCCAAUUUGCCGGUUGUUCUAUGGAACAUAUACAACUCCUACAAAGAUAAAACUGGCAAAAUGAGGACAUUUCCAGAAGCUAUAAGACCCUUAGUACCUUUGCUUCUGCUCCUCGCGAUUUCCACCAUCUGGAUAGUACACUCUCCAAACGAUAUUUUAGAAAAAGAUCCCAGAAUAAUAUAUUUCGCCAUUGGCACUAUCUUCUCUAAUAUAUGCUGUCGAUUAAUUGUAUCGCAAAUGAGCAAUACCAGAUGCGAGAUAUUACCAUGGAUACUGCUGCCGGUUGCAGUAGGUGCCAUUUUCUCAUUUAUCUUGCCUAGUGUAGAUCUGGAAUGUAUGUAUUUAGUGUCUACAGUGGCCUUGGUGGCACACAUCCAUUAUGGCGCUUGUGUGGUAAGCAAUAAAAAACUUGAUACGAUUUGCAAGACAUCUUCGUACACUUUCAAGUCAUCGAUACUUCACAUCGUCACUUCUAUGUUGAUUUGCAGGUGCGCCAGAUGUGCCGUCACUUCCGUAUUCAAACGUUCUCCAUAAAGGAUCACUCCGAUUGACUACUUGCCGACGAUACAUGUUAAAGACGAAAGAAGAGGAAAAACCGUGAGCAAAAAGUGCGACAAAACCUGGUAACUAGAGGCAAGCAGCGGGGGAAAGAGAUCUGACAUACACGCGCGUACGAACCUCUUAUUAGCAUUAAUUACCGAGAAUUAAUUAUGAGGAAAAUUAUUUAUCGAGUAAGCAAUUCCUAGAAUCACGUCCUCUACUUUACGAAGACAACACACAAGUUGAAAACACAAGGCAACGCAAGGAGUGCUGCUCGCAGAGAUUUCAUGGCGGUUUUUAUUUUUGUUCAUACACACACACGUUCACACAUCUAACAAUCGUACCUGCUGAAUCGUGUAAAUCCGUUCGAUCAUCUUACUGUGAUAUAUUUAGUUAUCCGCAUUACACUGCUUUGCCUCCGACAGCACCGACUGGUCCAUGAGCGUGUUCUAUCACGUACUUCGCGCAAAACACUUGGACCACGCGUGCAUACUUUUUCUUUGGAUGCUCAUCGAGCGGUAUAUCAACCAUAAAGAUGCACCUCUUCGUUUUUGACAUGUAUCGUCCCUCGGACAUUAUUGAUCGCUAUUCUAAAAUUACAUAUCUGUAUUUACUUUUCUCUCUUUCUUCUCUCUCUCAUUCUAUUCUCUUUUCUUUUUCGUGUUUGAAACCUGUAUAAAAAAAAAAUCGUUAUCGGCAAUUUGUAUACAUUUCAAUUGUAAGCUAAUGUAUAUGUUGCAUAGUAGUACUUCGUGUUGCAUUUAGUACAAGUUAAUGUAUAUGACAAGCAAAAAAAAGGAAUCGAGUGUAUAUUAAGGUUUGUACGAACAAGGAGAUUAAUAAUUUUUUUCAUCCAUUAUUUAAACCCCAGAAUGGAAAUGUUUAAUUGCGAUUGUAGAUACGAUAAUAUUUUCGAAACAUGCAAAAUAAAAUGUGUGAAGAUAUACCAGAAAGG
Ooceraea biroi (clonal raider ant) is the source of this 2670-nucleotide messenger RNA. Its product is annotated as ethanolaminephosphotransferase 1. The record is from RefSeq and is a predicted model, not a curated record. Gene Ontology annotation, cellular component: Golgi apparatus; endoplasmic reticulum membrane. Gene Ontology annotation, molecular function: ethanolaminephosphotransferase activity. Gene Ontology annotation, biological process: phosphatidylethanolamine biosynthetic process. NCBI's taxonomy places the organism in Eukaryota, Metazoa, Arthropoda, Insecta, Hymenoptera, Formicidae.